Aspergillus heteromorphus CBS 117.55 is the source of this 1470-nucleotide messenger RNA. RefSeq names its product putative mitochondrial carrier protein. The record is from RefSeq and is a predicted model, not a curated record. The transcript has 5 exons. The coding region runs from base 213 to 1268 and encodes 351 amino acids. NCBI's taxonomy places the organism in Eukaryota, Fungi, Ascomycota, Eurotiomycetes, Eurotiales, Aspergillaceae. Gene Ontology annotation, biological process: transmembrane transport.
AUUCAGUACAUUUACCUUCAAGGAAGGCAACUCCCACUCCAAAUCUGAAUUUCUUAGAAUAUUCAUUUCGGGUUAACAUACAAAACAGACUCUCCUCUCAGACCAGCCUAGUAAUGUUGUUUCUCCACCUGGAAGAUCUGAUACCGGUCCGCUACUGAAUCUAUCAACACCUCCCCCUCCCCCGUCCGCCCCGGUCCACUUUUUUAGUCAAAAUGAGCAUAGACCGCCAGAGAACAGUUGAAUGUAACGGGCCAGAAAGGAAACAAGUACUCUCGGAAGGAUCUCAACUACAACGAUGCAUUCCUGUUCAGGACAAACUCGAAGAUAAAAGGCCGGGAUUCAAUAGAGUUACGUCUAGGAUUUCCGAGCCUGUUGUUGCAGCCUUUAUAGCUGGAGGCGCCGCGGGUGCGGUAUCAAGGACGAUUGUAUCACCUCUUGAACGCCUAAAAAUUCUCCUCCAAAUCCAGAGCAUUGGCAGAGAAGAGUACAAGUUAUCUAUAUGGAGGGCGUUAGUCAAAAUAGGAAGAGAAGAAGGCUGGAGAGGUUUUAUGCGCGGCAAUGGCACAAAUUGUAUCCGCAUCAUCCCCUACUCUGCGGUUCAAUUCGGAAGCUACAACUUCUACAAGAAAUUCGCAGAGACUUCACCAAAUACUGAAUUGUCACCGUUCCGCCGCCUCAUCUGUGGAGGUGCUGCUGGGAUCACCUCCGUGACUUUUACUUACCCUCUUGAUAUCGUCAGAACUCGACUCUCUAUUCAAUCAGCUUCUUUCUCGGCAAUAAGCCGUCGAGAAUCCGGCGAGUCAUUACCGGGAAUGUUCAGUACUAUGGUCUUGAUUUAUAAGAACGAAGGCGGAAUUGUGGCUCUCUAUCGCGGCAUCAUACCCACUGUUGCUGGAGUUGCACCAUAUGUCGGUCUCAAUUUCAUGACAUAUGAAUCUUUUCGCAAAUACUUGACCGCCGAAGGGGACACGACUCCAGGUCCACUGCGUAAAUUACUUGCCGGCGCUGUGUCCGGGGCGGUGGCACAAACAUGUACCUAUCCAUUCGAUGUACUUCGACGGCGUUUCCAAAUAAACACUAUGUCUGGAAUGGGCUACCAGUAUAAAUCCAUAACGGACGCUGUGAAGGUCAUUGUGGCCGCAGAAGGGUUUCGUGGUCUCUUCAAGGGGAUUGUGCCAAAUCUUCUUAAAGUAGCUCCUAGUAUGGCCAGUAGUUGGUACAGCUUUGAGCUGAUACGGGACUUUCUAGUUGAUUUGAAUGAGAGAUAGAUAACAGCCAAUGCCCUUUCCUGUUUCGUCAUCCCCCAAAUGGCCAUGUGAUCACUAGACAAAGCAUUAGAAAAAGGGCCCUAUAUACUGCCAUCAGGGAUAGUUACAAGGAACUAUUACAGAUUAAAGUUGAUUCAGGUUACUACUCACUUUCAUCCUUUUUGGAGAUGAGAUCACGGGUGAUAUCGCGACUAUAGUCUUG